GCAGCACCAGACGCUGAGCUGCACACUUUUUUAGUGACUUUCGUGGAUAAACUAAAUUUUGAAGACUCAAUUUUCUUCUUUGUUCUCUUGUGCCAAGUCCAAUUUAUACAAAAAACAAAAAAAAAAAAAAACAAAAAUUAUUCAUCAUGCCUGGACGUCCCCUUUGGCAGGUUGCAGGUAAACGUGAACCUGAACAGGAAGCAGAAGCUCAACAAUGGAUAGAAAGAGUGAUUGGAGAACGAUUCCCUCCUGGUGUACCGUAUGAAGAUAUUUUGAGAGACGGUGUAAUUUUCUGUAGAUUAAUGAAUAAACUUCAACCAGGAAUUAUUACAAAAAUCAAUACUUCUGGUGGAGAUUACAAAAUGAUGGACAAUCUUAAUCAAUUCCAGAAGGCUUGUGUUAAAUAUGGAGUACCUGACGUUGAUUUGUUCCAAGCUGUUGAUCUAAUGGAACGUAAAAAUAUCUCCCAAGUGACGAAUACAAUCUUUGCUAUUGGUCGCACUACAUACAGACAUCCAGAAUGGCGUGGUCCAUGGCUGGGACCGAAGCCAUCCGAGGAACACAAACGACACUUUACUGAGGAUCAAUUGAGAGCUGGAGAAGGUGUUAUUGGCUUGCAAGCUGGCUCAAAUAAAGGAGCCAAUCAAUCUGGUCAAAGUUUUGGAGCAACGAGAAAAAUUCUCCUUGGAAAAUAGAAUAUCGAUGGAAUUUUUCACUUCGAAAAUCAUUUCUAUAUCUUCAGAAGUUAUAUUUUACUAUUAUAUAUAUAUUCAUUGUUAUUAGUAUAAUUGUUUUACUAUAAUAUUUAUGGUCAGAACUAAAAAAUACCGUAAUCAUUUUAUUAUAUAUACCUAUAU
This is a messenger RNA of Leptopilina boulardi, 857 nucleotides long. RefSeq names its product muscle-specific protein 20-like. The coding region runs from base 147 to 695 and encodes 182 amino acids. The transcript has 5 exons. The record is from RefSeq and is a predicted model, not a curated record. Lineage: Eukaryota; Metazoa; Arthropoda; Insecta; Hymenoptera; Figitidae. Gene Ontology annotation, molecular function: protein binding.